AUGGAUCGUUUAGCAAGGCUGCUCAACGUACUUCAAAACUCCAAAAGACAUUCAGAAUCUGCUCCUCCAGACAACAAGAAAGUGGUUACGUUUGAGAAAGAAAAAAAUGCUUUCUUGGAAAUCAAGGAGAUCUUAAUCCAAAAGGAUUUACAGAAGGAUGGGCGUUUUAACGAUUGUUUUACGCGUGCAGUAGAGCUGUUGUUCUUUUUUGUAAGUCACCGCAAUGCAGAUGUUCGACUUGUUGCUGAACAAUCGUUAGGAACUAUUUUUCAGCAUAUGGUUGUCGAAUCCAACAGCUCUCGUGUAGUUGUUUCUUUGCUGAUGGAAUUAAAACGCAAUGGUGGAGCUCGGUCUUUAGUUGUGGCGUUCAAUUUACUGGCAGAAGUUAUUGACUUCGUGAAACCGAAUAAGACUGGCGUGAUUGGGGCCCAUAUCGUUUGCGCGUUGUGCAGGAUUGCUCAACGACCUGAAGAGAUGGUGCAGAGCUCUUUGGAAAAAAUCUUACCAAAAAUUUUCUCUGUUUUUGGACGUCAGUUUACAACUCAUCGUAGUGAUGACUCUUUCCUAGCUGGUGGCUUAGCAUAUUUAAGUUUUAUAUUAACAAAAUUCCCUAUCAACUUAUACGAAAUCGCACUAAAGAACCUGGAGCUUUCUGGUUCUUCUAGUCGAGCCGCAUCUAUGAUUAUCUUUCAGUUGUCAUUAUAUUUUCCAGAAAUCCUCAAAAAAUCUUUCAGGCAAUUUCGAAGUCAUUUGUUACACGCUCAAGACGAAAAUAAAAAUAUUUUGGUUGGGACAUUUAACACGUUAAGGCUGCUUUGGCCUUCAGUUAUGGCAAGAAAAGAAGACUUCAGCCUUUGUCAUUUUCAAGAAGUCAUUCGAGAUGCACUACGUUGUUUAUUUUCGCGUUAUAAUGAAGUUGUCGUUGCAUCGUUAGAAUUUCUUGAGGCCUUAUUCAGCAGUUUCAUGAGCUUUGUAAAUUCACUUUCCUUCUCAACUGUUGAUUUGACAUGUCCAGGUGUUGAUUGUGCGGAAGAUGUAGAAUCAUUUUCUGAGAAGUCGUAUGUGCCAGAGUUAUCUGUACAAAGCAGUUCCGUAACUCCAAGUUUUGCUGAGCCACUAUGUGCCCCACAGCUCUUAUCUAUUUCAGAUGGUUCUUUUUCUUCGAGCGAAAACUUAUUUAAUUCUACCGAUGAUGCUGACGAAAUAUCUUGUAAAAAGACACUUUCAUCUGUAGAUGACGAAGAGAUUCUAGACCCUUUGAGGCACGGUUCUUCAGUUUUCUGCGAGGAGGAUAAUACUGAUUCUGUUACAUCAAUAAAAUCUGAAGCGACAACACAGUCGGGUGAAGCCGCAUUUGCUGCCACUCAGCUUCCAAGUUGUGAAUCUUUUGCGGUUUACGCGGCAGUUCUCUUUGCAAGACGCUUUUUACUUUCUGACCAGUGUUUAAGGCAGAUACCUGACAGCGAUGUGCGAGUAAGUCAUAAGAUUCUUGCGAUGAAUUGUUUGGGUCAUUUAGCGAGCUGCAUACCAAACUUCUUCAGUACACCACUUCGUUUUCCAGCAGUUUGUCAGUUUAACACAUAUCUUCCGUUUCUUGCCGGUAAAUUGGGGACUCCACUUUUGCGAGAUAUUCAACUGUUCGUCAACCAUGAAGACGAUCUUUUAAAAGCGGCUGCAAUUACAACAAUAGUCAGUGCAACUCGAGCUGCGUUUUAUUCUUCAUCUGUUGAUUUUGCUGACUGUACCAACGUAGCUGUGCCUUUCAAGGAAUGCGUUUUUGACGUUAUGCAUCUUCGCAAAGCACACUGUAGUCGCGCUUUGCUUUCUGCUGCUAAAUCUGCGGGUGAAGUUGUCUCCAAAGUUUGCUUGACAGACGUAUUGUGCAAGUUUGCUUGUGAAUGUUCAAAAGAUAACUACUUUUUGCUGAGGGUUGCUGUUUGUGAAUACAUUGCGAGUAUUAAAUGGGAUGUCUUGGAAACUUCUUUGCCGGAUUUCGUUCUUGAAACGUAUUUGAGAUUAUUGGCGGACGCUGAACCAAAAGUGGCUAGAGCGGCUUCUCUUAAUUUUCAUUUGCUUGUAACCAAUGCCAAUUACUGUGAAAUCAAAAGCUUUGGUGAAACUGACUGGCCUUGGUCAUUACUUUGCCCUGCCUUCCGACGUGAACCAUUGACAGUUGCCAUGGGAAAGGAAUAUAAUUUUUAUCAGCAGCCGAAUAAGGCGUUGUCAAUAAAUCUGUCGGUCAUUUUGAGUAAAGUAUUUACCUGUUUAGGAAGCGAAGUGGAUGAGUUAAAGCAAAACGGUAUAGCUGAUGGUUUGGCCGGCUUAGCUGCAGCUUUUCCUCCUUCUGUUUAUGCUGCAGCUUGGGGUAUUAAUGCUCACGGUGACGCAUCGCGAACUGGAUUGCUUUUCUCCUUACUUUCGCAGUGUUGUAUUAUGCCAUGUAGUUUGAAAACUAUAAGUAGACUCUUUGAAGCAGUUUCAUAUCUGUUUGCAGGUACCUUAAAAGCUCAUUCUAGUGUUCUUCAUUUCAGUGGAGUGUGUAAAGAAAAGCUUCUUGAAACUCUAGCAGCAGAUAACGAUACUUCAUUAACUCCUCCAAAGUUUUUGGACAAACAUUUCAUGGAUCAACUCAUUUUCUCUUCAUUAAGGUUUGCCAUUGAAUUACUCGACAGGGUUUUAAAUUUGUAUUAUACGAUAAUAGCUGAACACCAGCAAAAUCUCAGCCUUGCAAAGACUGCACUUUUGUCCUCCAAUAUGUCACCUAUUCGAAAAGUUUUAAACCCUUCUACUAAUAGCACUGCUGUUGUUGAACAGCGAACUCAAACUAUUACAAAUCUCGUUGGUACUGGGAUAAAAACUUCAAAAGCAACAAGUUUUUUGCAUUCUGCUGCUUUGAAUGGUGUUGUUGGUCAUCUUAGGGGAAUGUAUUCUAAUUACAUGAUUUUAUUUUACUGCCGCAUAACUAUUGAUCUUGCACCUACUGAAACAGUACGGCUGGUGAUUCAGUUACUCAAAGUUUUAUUUGGAAGAAAUGCUGCUAAUUUAAAUAUUAAAGAAUUGAGGAAAGUGUUACCAAGCAACACAAAACCACCGAAAGGCAAAUUUUUUGAUAAUAACUUACUAUAUCAAAAAUUUCCGAAGACUAGAAAUUUCAGGAGUUUUAUUUCAGAUUUUUUGGAAGCAUUAUUGCUUCGGAACGCCAAUAACUUCACUGAGUUCGUUGUGGACUCAGGUCGAAAAGACUUCUACUACAGUCAUUUAUUGAUGUGUUCUGGUUGGACCAGGAAAGAAAUAGUUUGUAAAUCACGCUUAACACCUGGUAACACAGUGGCUGAAACAAUUGGAAUUUUUGAAAAUUUUGUUUCUAAAGCAAUUCGUCUUUUCUAUGUGUCAAAUUCUUAUUCAUUUCAAGCCUUGAUUCUCCAUCUCUUAUGUGAACUAGUAGCUGGGGGAAUAAAUUUUGCGAUGUUGGACCCAAAAAUGCAAUUGUCAAGUUUUCUUUAUGCGUUCAAUCCAAAAACCGUGGAUACAGACGAAGUAGAUUUGAUCCGAUCUGUUUUUCACUUUUUUACUCACAUAUCUCGUAUUGAACUGGAUGGACAGCUUUGUUUAGAGCCUCGGAGAAUGACUGCGUUCUGCGAAGUGAUGAUUAAUGCUGCCAUAGCGAAGCCACAACUCGCUCUAGUUCUCUUGGAGCUGUUUGCUGUGCGAAAGCGGUUUGAACAGUCUGUUGAAAAAAUUCUAUGUACAGCAGAACCUUUGGCUGGAAUUUGUCCUACAGAGUAUAUGGAGAUAUGGGGACUUUUCAUUUAUAGUGCUGUGAAUCAUGGAGAUGAGCAAAGCAGAUCAAAAGUUUCCUUGGUUUUCUUUGAUAUUUUUCAAAGAAUGAGGUCUGGUUGGAGUUUUGACACUGCAUUCAGCGGCAUGAUUGCACUGCGUUUAUGCACUCCUGCAACAUUUCGUCCUAUUGACGUAUUUUUGAGGAAAUUAGUCGAAAUACUGUUGUCGGAGAGCCUGAAUAGUUUUGAACGUUUACUGUACGCUUCCCCGUAUCUUUUUAUGUUCCUUUGUGUCAUGGAUGACGAUUGCGUGUUACCACACAUUGAACAUGCUACAAAACUCUCUCCUGAAGCAGUUGCUGAGUGCAUUGUAGUCUGCUUUAGAUUACUAAUGAAGCUGCUUUCUGGCUGUAUAAAUGAGUUGGAAGCGUUUGGAUUACCUAAGUUGUUGUCAAAUGGUGCUGAAUGUUGCAGACGGUUGUCAUGGUUUUUGCAAGCCCUAGCUUAUGCUGUACGAUCUGGCGGAUUAAAUUCGGUAACGGAAGCCUUUAUCAAAUAUAUUCCUGAGAGUGCUGAUGCGGUAUGCCGAAUCGCAACUUGGCAUUCUAGACUUUCUCUUGGUCUAGCAAACUCUGAACUUGCUAACGACAUACCCGACAAAAAUAUAUUGUUGCUUUGCAACUUGGUCGAACUGAAAAGUCGUCGCAUACAAGGUGUUGAAGGGCUUAGUAACGUCAUUAAGAACUGUUCUGAGGAUAAAUUUCCAAUACUUACGACGACUCUGAAAUCCAUUAACUUUGUAAAGAAACUUUCUGACGAUGAGAAAGCCAAUUUCUAUAAAUACUGUUGUGAACUUUUGAAUGGCUGUUCUCGAGUGAGUUCCGCAAACUUUUUUUUGGCCAUACUGUUGUCUUAUAAACUGGAGAUUUUGGAUUUAAUUGACGGUGACAAGCUGGACAGAGUCAAAUUCUUAAAAUCAGUUGGAGAUCUCAAAGGUCGAUCAUAUGCUCUUGAUCUUUGCUUGUCAUUGCUGACCCUUGAUAGUGCUUCGGAUACCAACGUCAAAGAAGAAAAAGAGUUUUCGCAACAAAGCUCUGCAGACAAAAAUAAGGACUUCUUAUCGUCUUUCUGCUCAUUAGAACCGACUACUUUUGAUGGAGGAUCUUUGUGCGACUUGAUCAUUUCCUUGAUGAAAACUCCUGGUGGGCCAGCUUACCAAAAAUGUAUCACCGCCAAUUGUGUAUCGAGAAACUUCUCUCUCUUUGACGCAAAAUGCUGUCACAGAGUUCUAAAAUGUGCGUAUGAAUGUGAAAGGUUCGAUAUAAUAAUUGCUUGUAUAGAGGAAAUGGAGUUGAUCAGUGCAGCUGCUUUUAAUUGCGGUGAAAUGUAUUCUGAAUAUCCAGUAGUAAGCGUUCAAAAGGCUGAGGCUGUUUGUCGUAUCUUUGUUGAUUUAGCCUUUGAUCUUACAUUAGAUAUUUCGAUGCAGCUACAGUUACAGAAUAAACUAGCUGAGAGUUCUUGUAAGAACUUCACGAAAGCAGCUUCGGAGUGGGCAACUGAUCAGGAGCGAUUCACUUAUUGGUUAGACAAAUAUACGACUCUGUUUUCCAACAUUCAAGUGGAUUCGUCUUUUCUGGAUCCUGUACUUUUUAAUGCUGUUACAUUUAGCAUUAGCCAGCCGUCUUUUAUAACAGCAAUUGAAAAUUCAGAUUUGUGUACAAUGAUUGAGAAGCAGCUCUUACUUGGGAAAAGUUUUGCGCGAAUCCUACAAGACCUUUCUAUUAAAAGAAUGCGGAAAGAAGCUAAGAGUGAAGCAGGAAGAGAAAGACUUAGUUGGGAUAUCGUGAUGCACGAUCGAUCCGGUUUCUUUUCUGAGUCUAUUCAGUCUGCGUUUGAAUUAGUAAUGGUUAUUCAGAAGACAUUCCGGAAGAAGUUAGUUCAGGGGCAUUUGUUUGCGUCUUUGGAAAGACUUGCAAAAGCCAUAACGCGACUCCCUUUGUUCAACGAUGUUGGCUGCAUCCCACGAAUGGCUCUUCUUUGCAAGUGGAGGGUUGAAUUAGAAGUUCGACACAACGCAGUUGUUGUUUCUACUGUGAAUGUUCAUCACUUGUGUAACGUUGAUGUGUUGCGAGACUUUAUAUGGCGGCUGUGUUGGGCUGGUUGGAACAGAAACACAAGUUUUAGCAAUUUUUCUAUGUCACUUUUUGGUGUCUUGUCAUCUACUCCGACAGGUUCAGAGUUACAGUCCGCUAGUUUGAAUGUUACGGAACAGUUAAUGGCAAGUGCCGCAGCGGUGGAAGGGCUGACCAACAUAUUACUGCAAACAACUUUGUUUCCAGAAAGAGGAAAUUUGGUCACAGGUGCAUUCCUGGUUCGACCGCGAGAAAUGUCUGCAGACUUUCUUGCUACACCAUUUGGUCAGCGACUAUGUAUGUUAAAAGCCAGGUUAACUGAUUGCGAGGUUGACUGUGUGUUCCAAAAAAAUUUGGAGUUGAUGAGGAAUCCUCAUCAGUGGUAUGGUCCUGGUCAUCUAUCUGUUCAUGCCAUGUGGAAUAUGAGUGGAGUUCUCGACUUAGAAAGGAGGUUGUUUAGUGGGACUGCAGAAUCUAAUACUUCUUCUCCUAAAAAGACAAUGUCGAAUGCUGACAGUUCAUACUUGCUGCAAAGUGGACACGAUUCAACAAAUGAAUCGUGUUUGCGAAUGUUAUUCGACAUAUAUUCUCAUUGGUUUCGUACAGGGGUGGACAGUGUACCUUCACCACUCCUUUCUCAGAUUAUAAAAUCGAUGUUACUUCUGUCUGACCUGUUUAUUGAUUUGGAACAGUUUGAAUUUGUUUUUCGUCAUAUGAAAAUGCUGUUUGCUGCAAGGUCACACAUUGAGAGUGUGGACUUAGGAAAUGUAAUCUGCGUUGUAUUGAAGUGCGUCGCAGUCCUUGGCUUGGAGGGUGCUGGGAUGCUGAAAUCAGACGCUCAGAAGCUGGUCACUAACUGUAUUGAAUGUGGGCUUACGUCUUGUUACUCUGAAACUCGUAUCCGAACUCUUCAGGGACUUUUAUACAUUCUCCAAUCGAUUAGUCAUGAGGAAUUGCGGACUGUCUUGACCUUUCUUCAACCUUUCCUGCUUAACGAACUGUCAUUCAGAACUCCUGGCAUGGAUCCCGUGAACUUUGACGUUGAAUUCGAAUCAUGCGAUUAUGAGACGCUGCUGUGGAGUGUCAGUUUCUUUUUGUGCGAAAACUUACUGUAUUCUUCAGAGGAUUUCAGAGCAACUUUAUUAGAUUUUCUUCAUAAAAUCUUUAUGUCCCCCUCAUCUCCUGCCUGGUUGAUGGAGCUUCUAACCUCUGGAGCUGAGCGUUUAAUCGUCGUUUCUAGAACUUACAUAAGUGUUUUUAACCGAAUAGCUGUUCCGAGAUUGUGGUCCGUUUCAGAAACAAUAAAGAAUUACUUUACUGCUUCUACAAAAUUUAUUUUUGCACUUCGCAUCGCGAUGGCCUGUUUGUAUCACGGGAUGCAUGAAGCCAAUGUUCAUCGAGUGGGAUUAGAACCUUAUGAUUCUGAACUUUAUUUAAUGGAACAGUUUCCUGCUAUUUUUAAAAUGUAUUUCCUAUUUAUUUAUUAUGACUUGAGAACUUUUGACGUAUCUGAAUAUUUUGAUAGGUUUGUCACGGGUAUUUGUCGAUGUUACUUUGCUCUCAUUUUGGUGCUGGUCAGUGCCGCUUUAACUUUUAGUCUUGCCGAAGGAACCGAAGACGAUGCAUCACUGCUAAUGAAAGUUUUGCCUUACUUGCUCAUCGACUCUUUGAACCAAAGUGAAAUUAUCAAUAACGUUUUAAAAGAGCUAAUUCAUCGCUAUCCCAACCAGACGCAUCCAAGACCAAAAGCUAUUUUUUUAAUAGUACAUCAUUUUCGGAACUUGGAAAAAUUGAUGCACAGGGUUGUUGACAAGGCUGUUAUAAAUUGGUUUGGAGUACUGCGCAGUCGCGAAACGGAAGCUGUGGUUAUCGAAUGGACACUUAAUGGUCUCGAUUCCUUCAGAUAUAUAACCAAUCCGUCAUUAUAUCGUUUUUAUGUUAAUUCUUUUAUUAGUUCGUCAUCUGCAAAUCCAUAUGUGGCGAGUCUUUUUCACAUAAUUGUUAAUAGAAGCAGUGACGCUGUGUGGCUGGAUGAUUUUUGGUUUCCUUUUAUUGUAAAAUCGUUACUUUGUAGGUUAGACAAGGGAAUGGCAUCUAAGAUUAAAGAGAAGAUGGAAGUUUAUAUAGCGAAUGGAGUUGAGCAUCGGGACCUCUCUCGUGUCAAAAACUUUCCCAUUUUGAAUGGUGUGCAGGGUAAUGUACGGUGUAAAAGUGGAAAACUGUUGAUCCAGGUGGUUUUGUGGAUGCUAGCAAUCUUGUCUGGAAUCAAAACGGAUCCACAUUUUGGAACAAAAAAUUAA
Enterobius vermicularis (human pinworm) is the source of this 8211-nucleotide messenger RNA. NCBI's taxonomy places the organism in Eukaryota, Metazoa, Nematoda, Chromadorea, Rhabditida, Oxyuridae. The record is from the annotation of a GenBank genome assembly.